Messenger RNA from Fukomys damarensis (Damara mole-rat), 5532 nucleotides. RefSeq names its product islet cell autoantigen 1 like (gene Ica1l). The transcript has 14 exons. Bases 563 to 1921 code for a protein of 452 amino acids. The record is from RefSeq and is a predicted model, not a curated record. Gene Ontology annotation, molecular function: protein domain specific binding. Gene Ontology annotation, biological process: regulation of transport. NCBI's taxonomy places the organism in Eukaryota, Metazoa, Chordata, Mammalia, Rodentia, Bathyergidae. Gene Ontology annotation, cellular component: Golgi apparatus.
GGCUAAUUUGAUUUUUAUGUCCAUUAAUAUUUGUUUUAUACAGUGUGGUGAUGGAUAAUCUCAGCAAGCUUGUAUCCACUGAAGUUUAUGCUGCUUCUGGUUUCUGGCUGUGAGGCUAGGACCAAGUUGUUCAGCCUGCAACACUGUGGUUGCCUCCUGCCCAGGUGACCUCGGCUCCCUGUCAUCUUGGAAUUAGCUUCUUGCUACUUUGAACUCAGCUCCCUGACUUCCUGCUGGCUUGAUCUUGGCUCCCUGAAUGCCUGCCAGCUUGAACUUGUGCGUGCCUCCCCUGACACUGGGAGCUGCUAGAUAGAGCCAACAUGUAGCUGCUGAGUUCUGAGUUCACUUGGCCCCUUUCCAAAAUGGUGACCAGCCAAUUGCUCUUUCUUGGAACUUGUCUGAAGUGGAAUAACUCAUCAGCUGCUGCAGUCUGCUGCGUUCACUGCUCCAUUCUACUGGUGCAUUUCUCCAUGGAGGCCUCUAGGGUAACCAAUAGUCACUGUGCCUCUGCAGGUUUCAUCCACUCAUCCUAUGCCACGAGCUGGGGUUUAGGGGUUACUCCAUGGAUUCCUUUGGGCAACCCAGACCAGAAGACAGCCAGUCAGUUGUCAGCAGGAUGCAAAAGAAAUACUGGAAAACUAAACAGGUCUUUAUCAAAGCAACAGGAAAAAAAGAGGAUGAGCAUGUGGUGGCAUCUGAUGCUGAACUAGAUGCUAAACUUGAGGUUUUUCACACCAUUCAAGAGACAUGCACUGAACUUCUGAAGAUAGUCGAGAAAUAUCAGCUAAGACUCAAUGUUAUAUCAGAGGAAGAAAAUGAACUAGGGCUCUUUUUAAAGUGUCAAGCAGAACGGGAUGCAUCGCAGGCUGGCAAAAUGAUGGAUGCCACUGGCAAGGCACUCUGUUCUUCGGCCAAGCAAAGAUUAGCUUUGUGUAGUCCUCUGUCUCGUCUUAAGCAAGAAGUAGCAACAUUCUGUCAAAGAGCUGUGUCUGAUACGUUGAUGACAAUUAAUCGGAUGGAGCAGGCACGCACAGAAUACAGAGGAGCUCUGCUGUGGAUGAAAGAUGUAUCUCAAGAACUGGAUCCAGAUACUUUAAAACAAAUGGAAAAGUUCCGAAAAGUUCAGAUUCAAGUGAGAAAUAGUAAAGGUUCUUUUGACAAGUUGAAGAAGGAUGUUUGUCAGAAAGUGGAUUUGCUUGGAGCUAGUCGCUGCAAUAUGUUAUCUCACUCACUCGCUACCUACCAGAGAACAUUGCUUGGAUUCUGGGAGAAAACAGCUCGAAUGAUGUCCCAAAUCCAUGAGGCCUGUAUUGGCUUUCAUCCAUACGAUUUUGUAGCUUUCAAGCAACUACAAGACACUCCAAGCAAACUUACUGAAGACAACAAAGAACAAAUAGAAGGCACUUUUCUUACUGAAAAUCUCAAUAAGGUAGUUUUGUCAGGGGAUGAAGUGAACUUCAAAGAUGAACCAGUGGUGAAAGCUCUGUCUGCAGACUCACUGGAAGAAGAUUUUGAGAAGGAAUUCUCAUUUCUUAACAGUCUCCUAACUCUUGGUUCUUCAAGCACUAGUGAAUUUGUCCAGGAAUUCCAGACUUCCUGUGGGAGCCCCACCGCAAGUUUCACAUCCCAGGAGGCUUCUGCGGGGUCUGAGCCUCUUGCUCGUUCCUCUCAGUUCUUUCCUUCACAACUCUUUGACCUUGGUCUUCAUGCUGCUGGAGCUUUGAACAGCUGGAUUCCUCAAAAAGGAUCAGAACACACUGAUAAUAUGCCAGUGCCUUUGAAGAGUCCAAAGAAUUUAACAAAAUCCCCUAACACUGGUAACCAAGACAUGUCAGCCUGGUUCAAUCUAUUUGCAGACUUGGAUCCACUUUCAAACCCAGAUGCCAUUGGACACUCAGACGAUGAACUUCUUAAUGCUUGACUGAAGUUGUUAUGUCAUCUCUGGGGCUUUGAGACAUCACUUUCACAACAUGUUGUCUUUGUGGAAAUCAGUUUUUGUUAUAAUUCACACACAAAAGUGUGGUGUGUUUGCAAAUUCAACACCUGUCAGCCAACCUUAGACAGAUGGUAAGGAUAACACUUGUACUCAUUAAGUAUAUCUUCAGUAUUGUAUUUGCAGGUGUUGAUACUAUGUGGAAAAUUUUAGAAACUACUGAGUUGACAAUAUUUCAAUACCAAAAUUUACGUCCAAACAACAAGAAUAAUUCUGUCAAUAAGGAAUUAGGCCUAUUCCUUUGGAAAGCAUUUUAUAUUUCAGUUGACCUUGCUGGCUAUCAGAAUUCUGUAUGUGGAUAAAGGACAACAUGUAAAUUGAGUUGUAGUUUGGGCUUGAUUUUUAAUAAAAGUUCAGAGGGGGAAUUUUCUGUUAUGGAAAAUAGCACCAGACCCAGACCAGCUUUGUCUUUGGUUAGAAAGAUAGAGCAAGGUUUGAGAUCUGCAGCUGCUUUACUGACUGCAUGCUGCUUUAAUGAAAAUUAGAGAAACUUGUAGUUUUCUCCAUUUAGAGGCCAACUGUCAAGUUAUUGUACCUUUCAUUCAUAUAAAACCAUGAACAUUUAAAAUUCCAUUAUUAAAUGUUCUUGGGGGAAGUAGCAGGAUGUUUGAUUUUCUAAGCCUAUGAAAGACAAUCUACCUUCCCAUCAUAGUAAUACAAGAUACCUUUCAAGUAUCUUUGGAUCUGGUUUUUCACACAAUGCUACAGUAAUGUGCAGUAUUCAGAUUCUUCCUGAAAACAAAAUAGGGGAGCAUUCACUAACCAGUGGGCAGUAACGUUCCUGAGAUUACCUAGAAGUUUCUGAGUAAGGGAAGACAAUUCUAAUCCUCUUAUACAUAUGUUUACUCCAUACUUCUUGACGGUAUAUAAAAAAUAUACUUUCUGACAGAGACAACAGAAAAUCUGUGUGAUAAAAGGGAAUAUCUUGUUUUUCUAUUUAUCCAUUCCAUGGGCAACAUCAGCUAAGGCUUUCUGAUUAUUGAGUAAAAACUAUUACACUUAAAACCUAUGUUUUGGAGGGAAGGCUAUUUAGUGGAAGUUAGUGAAAAUUGAUAAAAACACAACUGCAAUACACACACAUCAACCAUUCAACUUUCUGUGCUUUUUUCUUAGACAACUGCCUUAAAAUGAAAAAAUGGUCAAGUGUUUUUUUGUCAUUCAGUACAACUCUUUAAGAAAACAUUUUAAUUAAGUUAUUCAUAGUAGUUUUCAUGUACUUCUAACUUCUGAGGGGACUAAGAAGAGAGUGCUUGCAAUCUCUAAGUCACAGUGUAUAGUAAAUACUUCUUAGGGAUGGGACUACCUAGGAAAAUGCAGCCCAGUUCUCCAUCUAUCCAUAGCAGUCUGGCCUAACUACAGUAGUAGUGCCCAGGAGCACAAAAGAAAACUACUGGCCAAUUAGUCCAAAUACUGGAAAUACCUCAUCUGAGGGCAGAGACAGGAACUUAGGAAAAGGUGUGAAGUCUUCUUUUAAUACACUUUCAUAUUUUUAACCUGGUUUUAAUGAGCUGUUAUUAUCUCUUCAGAUACAUUUUUUCCUCUAAUUCAGUGAAAUUUUCUACAGUGCAGUAUUGUCAUCAUUCUACCAAAGAUUAUGAAUCACAGUAAUUCUAGUUCUCUCAACUUUUGAGUGCCCCCAAAAAUGCUAAUUUUGUGUCUUGGGUUUGUACUUGUAUUUAUAAUUUAGCAUUGGUAGCCUUUCUUCCUAACGUGUUCAUUCACAGAGACUUCCUUCUUCAUCAUGUACCUACACAGAUGGAUCUGUUCUCUAGUAUAAACACAGACACGUCAAUGAGUAGAGCUACCAGUGAUCUACACAAGAGGCCUGAAUCCCAGCCUGUGAAACGUGAAAGGGUAACUUGAGUGUUUCAAGAGCAAAAGUUACACCAAAUUGAAACACAGAAGAUUUUUAGUUUGCUAUUUCAACAGAGGAGCAGAGAAAAGCAGAAGAAAAAUAUUACAAGCAAGGCAUGGGUCAAAGAAAGGUUACUGAAGCCCCAAGAAACUGGUGAUGAAGGAAGGUUAGGCAAGAAGAAAGGAAAAAAGAAAACCAUCAAACAAACUAACCAACCCUAAAAAUAAUGCUCGCACUUAGAAAAAAUAAAGAAAAAACCCAACCAAAUGAAGAAAAAAAAAUGACUUCUGUGAUUUCAUGUGGGCACAUUCUACAGGGGCAGCACCCAAUUUAAGAUGUGUCCCUGUUAUGGCUGGCAAGCAAAGAAGACAGUCAAAGCCCAGGCUGCAACUUUUCCAUCAGAUCCUUCCUGCGUCCCAGGACUCCACUUCUGUGACAGUUAGUUGUGUAAACUUGAGUAAGAAACACCCAAAUUGUCUCAGCAUAGUUCUGGGUAUGGAAGACCGACCCUAGGGAGGAUUGGUGCCACAAUAUGACAACAGGGAAAUGAAGAAGGCAGGCAAUGUUUCUGCUUGUUUCUUCUGAAGAGCCCAUCUUCACUUUCACUUUGGUUGUCUUUAGCCUUCCAGCACAGACCCAUGGGACACUACAGUGAGCUCCAGGCUUUCACUGGAUCCUUUGGAUCUCCAACACAGACAAUCCUUGCACUUUCCACAUCUGACUUGGGGUGUCCACUGUAAGCCAAUCUUGUAAAUUCUUAUAUAUUUUGCAUUAAGUGUCACUCUAGUAAGCAAAGAUACAAUCUCCUUCUUUUCUUCACUAGGUUAUUUUCCAGUAACUGGAUUCUGAAUCCCAGAGGGUGGUGUUACUGCUUACUGCUCUGCCAUCUUGCCAGAAGCCCCCUAAAAACUGUAGUUUUAAGACAGCAACUUCCAGGAUUUGGUUAGUCGCCCAAGAUAGCUGCAUGCCAACAGUCCUUGGCUAGAUCUACACUGCUCCCCUUCCAGACCCAUCAAUAAAAGGCCAUAAAUUGGCCCAAUUAAAGAGCAGGCUGAGCAAAUACAGAGAAUGUUUAAGUCACCUUCCAAAACAAAAACCCACCUGUGGAACAGGCUGGUACCCUUUCGUGGGAAGGGGUGUGGGGGCACUUUCUUCCCCUUUCCACCCCUCAAAAAAACUGUUUCCAGUUCCAAACUGUAGCGUGUCUUAUUUGAGUGCCUGAACUCCUCUUAACUGCAUCCUAUAUUUCCACCUCUGCUUGAUAAACCCUACUCACUCCUCUUUCUGACACAUCCUGAAAAUCUUUCUUCUGUGCUAUGAGUGGGUUUAGUUCCUACUUCUGCUUUUUGGGGACUUUCCCAGACCCAGCCCUGUGACAUUGGUGCUGAUGAAACCCCUCAGGCCAAAAUAAGUGUUUUAAACCACUGCCACAGAGGAAGAAUAUGGAUGGUUAAGCUAGAAUUUAAAGGGGGGGAGCCCUCUUCAUGUACUUCAGAAUAAAAUUAAGUGACUGCACAAACAAUAUCAUCUCUAGGUUUGAAAUACUAAAUUACUUAUAAACAGAUGUAUCUUUCCAUGUGCUGCUUAUAUAUGAAUGUCUGUUCAUACUCAUCACAAGUAUCAAGCACUUUCAAGUACUGGUAAGAAGGAACCUAUUGCUUAAUAUAAACAUUUUUCUAUCAAC